AUGAAUCCUAACGAAGAAGGGCAUCCAGUAUCAGCCAACGGUGCCAUUCAGGAUGUAAAACCAACCGUUGAAGAACUGCCUGCAACUGCACAAUUAUCGCUUUUAGAUCGAUACCUUUAUGUUUGGAUCUUUGCAUGCAUGGUGCUAGGAGUGUUAAUAGGAGUAUUCGUGCCCUCGAUUCAAAAUAUACUGGACUCUGCUCAGCUCGUUGGGGUGUCUGUGCCUGUUGCUGUGGGACUGCUGGUUAUGAUGUAUCCUGUCCUCGCCAAAGUGAAAUACGAAACAAUCCCCUCUCUAAUCGCCUCAAAACAUUUCGUGAGCUACCUAGCACUAUCAAUCUUACUGAACUGGAUCCUCGCUCCAGCUCUCAUGGCUGCACUGGCAUGGGCAACGCUUCCUGAUCUACCGGAAUAUCGAGCUGGACUUAUGCUGGUUGGCACGGCACGAUGUAUUGCAAUGGUGCUGAUUUGGAACAAGUUGGCACAUGGAGAUGCAGAAUGGUGUGCUGUGCUUGUUGCGGUGAAUUCGAUAUUGCAAGUGAUCUUUUAUGGUCCGUUAGCAUACUUUUACGUUGUUAUUGUUGGACAGGGACCAACGCUGGGUAUCGAUAUGUGGUUGAUCUUCAGAAGUGUACUUGUGUUUCUCGGUAUACCACUAGUCGCAGGAGCCCUCACUCGUUUAGCUCUGAGAUUCUCUAUGCGUCGCAGCAUGACCAAGGAGAAAUGGAUGGCGACUCAAGCUAGAUGGUACGAUGAUACAUUCAUACCCAUUAUUGGUCCGUUCGCGUUACUGGGAUUGUUGUAUACGAUCGUGAUUAUCUUUGCUCUUCAAGGCAACGCAAUCAUACACAACAUUGGACCAGUAUUCCGUGUCGUUGUACCACUGCUACUAUACUUUGGAAUUGUGUUUAUCUCAACAAUCUACAUUUGUGCAAGACUCAAAGUCACAUUCCCAGUUGCUCUUACGCAGUCGUUUACAGCUGCAUCGAAUAAUUUCGAGCUAGCUCUGGCUGUUGCGAUCGCCACAUACGGAGCUACUUCUCAAGUCGCACUAGCAGCGACAAUUGGACCACUGGUAGAAGUGCCCGUGCUGUUGGGAUUGGUAUAUGUUAGCAAGGCCUGCAAAAAGUAUUAUCCGGUUGUUGAUGAAGUUAGUGAUGAGACUGUGGACCAAGACUCGACUGUUGAGAGCAGUAUUGAGAUACCACAUAAUCGACGAGUUAUAUCUAUGGAGUCAAAGUAG
This is a messenger RNA of Synchytrium microbalum, 1242 nucleotides long. RefSeq lists its product as uncharacterized. NCBI's taxonomy places the organism in Eukaryota, Fungi, Chytridiomycota, Chytridiomycetes, Synchytriales, Synchytriaceae. The transcript has 6 exons. Gene Ontology annotation, cellular component: plasma membrane. The record is from RefSeq and is a predicted model, not a curated record. Gene Ontology annotation, molecular function: antiporter activity; antimonite transmembrane transporter activity; arsenite transmembrane transporter activity. Bases 1 to 1242 code for a protein of 413 amino acids. Gene Ontology annotation, biological process: antimonite transmembrane transport; arsenite transport.